AUGUUUUCAUUUUAUUUCUUGCUUUUUCUAUUUCUAAUUCAUUCCUUCUUCAUUGGGAAUUUUUCUUUUCAUUUCAAUUUCAUCUUUUUCAUUAACCCAUUUUUCCAUUUUUUUCUAUUUUUUCUCUCUUUUUUUUCUUUGUCUUAUUUUCUUUUUUUUUUACUUUUAUUCAUCUUUUAUCAUUUCACUUCUAAUGUAUCCAUUUUAUAUCACUUGCUUUCUUUUCUUCAUUCUUCAUUUCACUCAUAUUUAUUUUUCUCCUUCCUUUUUCUUUUUACCAUUAAUUUUCUUCAUUUAACUUUUCCAUUUUUAUUCUUUCUAGAAUUGAUCCAUUUGUUUUCUUUCUCUCUCAUUUCUCUUUACUCAGCUCAUUCUUGCUUUCUUUUUCAUUUGUUACUUCUCUUGCUUUCAUUUUCUUUCCCUUUUUUAAUUUUCCACUCAAAUCAACUUGUAUCUAUUGUAUUUAUUAUCUAUUUUCUGUGUUCUUUCUAUUCUGCCUUCAUUUAUUUCAUUCUUCUUUAUUUUAGCUUUAUUUUUUUUCCUUUUUCAUUUUUUCAUUUUUAUGUAUGCCUAAUUUUAUUUUUCUUUCCAUUUUUUUUAAUAUUUUCUUCUUUUUUUCAUUCAUAUAAUUUGCUGUUAUCUUUCAAUCCUCUAAUAGUUUUCAUUCUUACUUUCUCUUUCUUUUUUUCUUUUUUUCUGACUCCAUCUUAG
Messenger RNA from Acanthosepion pharaonis, 711 nucleotides. The record is from the annotation of a GenBank genome assembly. Lineage: Eukaryota; Metazoa; Mollusca; Cephalopoda; Sepiida; Sepiidae.